Lobosporangium transversale is the source of this 684-nucleotide messenger RNA. Its product is annotated as P-loop containing nucleoside triphosphate hydrolase protein. Lineage: Eukaryota; Fungi; Mortierellomycota; Mortierellomycetes; Mortierellales; Mortierellaceae. Gene Ontology annotation, molecular function: ATP binding; four-way junction helicase activity; 3'-5' DNA helicase activity. Gene Ontology annotation, cellular component: cytoplasm; chromosome. The record is from RefSeq and is a predicted model, not a curated record. The transcript is spliced from 2 exons. Bases 1 to 684 code for a protein of 227 amino acids. Gene Ontology annotation, biological process: double-strand break repair via homologous recombination.
AUGUUCGCACAAAAACUAACUCCUCCCAUUCCCUCCGAGGAUAUUCGUCAAGAGGCCAAGAAAGCUUUCGGAUUUGACUUGAAAAAUGAACAGCUUGACAUCGUGACUAAGAUAGAAGAACGUCAAGAUUGCAUCCUAAUCGCUGGUACUGGAUGGGGGAAGACGUUGAUCUAUUUUUUCCCUCUAAUACUUUGGCCAAAAACCACCAUACUCAUUGUUACACCACUGAAGGUGUUGGGUGACGAGCAGGUUGAAAAGCUGACAUCAUUAGGCAUCAAUAGCAUUCAUCUUAAGAGCGAAAUGUUCAUUCCGAUCCAAAGCUUGAUAGAAGGACGCUAUAAAGCCAUAUUCGUUUCACCAGAGAUCCUCUUUGCGAGCAAUGCGCUCAGUACACUUUGGAUGGAUCAGUGUUGGAAGCGCCGAUUGCUUGCAGCAGUUGUGGAUGAGGCACACUGCAUUGGGACAUGGGGUGGAAAAUUCAGAACGGAUUACGAGAAACUUGGAUAUCUGCGCUCUUUUGUAGAUCGAGGCACUUGCUUUGUCGCUGUUUCUGCUACUCUACCACCUCAGCUUCUAUCGAAUGUCAAAAUAGUGAUGCGCUUCAAAGAUCCCUACGUGGUCAAAGUUGAAUCCUUGAUUACUCAUGGCAUAGAUUACCAGAUUCUUCAUAUCCUGGAUCAGUGA